Limanda limanda (common dab) is the source of this 3855-nucleotide messenger RNA. It is a transcript of the gene kat2b, whose product is annotated as K(lysine) acetyltransferase 2B. The coding region runs from base 125 to 2530 and encodes 801 amino acids. The transcript is spliced from 19 exons. Gene Ontology annotation, molecular function: protein binding; histone H3 acetyltransferase activity. Gene Ontology annotation, biological process: chromatin remodeling; positive regulation of transcription by RNA polymerase II. Gene Ontology annotation, cellular component: histone acetyltransferase complex; nucleus. Lineage: Eukaryota; Metazoa; Chordata; Actinopteri; Pleuronectiformes; Pleuronectidae. The record is from RefSeq and is a predicted model, not a curated record.
UACAGUGAGAAAUUGAAAAUAAGGAUGAGCGCCAUGUCUGAUCCUCCGCUGGUGGAAUAAGAGCGGACGGCAGAGCGAAUCUUCUCCCCCGGGCCGCGGCUCCCGUCCGGGAUCGUUGCGAGCGAUGGCCGACAGCGCCGGGAUCCAGCAGGGUUCUCCGGCCAUCGGGGCCGCGGGCUUGGUUCCGGCCGCUCCCGGAGCCGGGGGCACGGAGGGCUCCGGCGCCGCUGGAGGAUCCGCACGGAUCGCCGUGAAGAAGGCGCAACUCCGCUCCUCACCUCGGCCGAAGAAACUGGAAAAGCUCGGCGUGUAUUCCUCCUGCAAAGCUGAAGGAGCCUGUAAGUGCAAUGGCUGGAAAAGUCAGAACCCCCCUCCCACUCCCCCCCGAACUGACCAGCAGUCCAACGCAGUCAACCUGCAGGAGCCGUGUCGCAGCUGCUCUCACACUUUGGGUGAUCACGUGACCCAUCUAGAAAACGUGUCGGAGGAGGAAAUGAACAGGCUUCUGGGAAUCGUCCUGGACGUGGAGUAUCUCUACACGUGUGUUCACAAAGAGGAGGAUGCUGACACUAAGCAGGUCUACUUUUCACUCUUCAAACUGCUGAGGAAAUCCAUUCUACAAAUGGGUAAACCGACGUUAGAAGCACAGGAGAGUCCUCCGUUUGAAAAACCCAGUAUUGAGCAGGGGGUGAACAAUUUUGUCCAGUACAAGUUCAGCCACCUGCCGUCUAAGGAACGUCAAACAAUCAUGGAGCUUGCUAAGAUGUUCCUCAACCAAAUCAACUACUGGCAGCUGGAGACGCCCUCCCAGAGACGCCAGCGGGUUCCUACCGACGACGCCGCUGGAUACAAGGCCAACUACACCAGAUGGCUGUGCUACUGCAACGUGCCUCAGUUCUGCGACAGCCUGCCCCGGUACGAGACCACGCAGAUCUUCGGGCGGACGCUGCUGCGCUCGGUGUUCACCGUGAUGAGGAAGCAACUGCUGGAGCAGGCCCGACAGGAAAAGGACAAGCUGCCACCUGAGAAACGCACACUCAUUCUCACACACUUUCCCAAGUUCUUGUCUAUGCUGGAGGAGGAGGUGUACAGCCACAGCUCUCCCAUCUGGAGCCAAGACUUCUUGGCAGGAGCGUCGGGGGGGCAGAUUCCUAUUCACACAGUCAUCAGCGCGCCCCCUGUGGCCAGGCCGUUGUACUACAGCACCAGUCCUGUGUCGGUGGACCCGACCACCUGUGGCAGUGUCAGUCCGGCCAGGAAAACCGUGUUGGAGUCAAAUCCAGUGGGAGAGAAGCGUAAACCCACCGAGCCCCUCCCCCACGAGGAAAACAAGAGGCCGCGGGCGGUGGGGGACAUCCCCCUGGAGCUCAUCAAUGAGGUGAUGGCAACCAUCACCGACCCUGCUGCCAUUCCUGAGACCAGUCUGCUGUCAGCCCACUCUGCACGUGACGAAGCUGCCCGUCUGGAGGAGCGCCGGGGGGUGAUCGAAUUCCACGUCAUCGGGAACUCCUUAAACCAGAAGCCCAACAAGCGGAUCCUGAUGUGGCUCGUGGGCCUCCAGAACGUGUUCUCCCACCAGCUCCCCCGCAUGCCCAAGGAGUACAUCACGCGGCUGGUGUUCGAUCCGAAGCACAAGACGCUGUCGCUGAUCAAGGACGGACGCGUGAUCGGAGGGAUCUGCUUCCGCAUGUUUCCAUCGCAGGGCUUCACAGAGAUCGUGUUCUGUGCCGUCACCUCCAACGAGCAGGUCAAGGGAUAUGGAACUCAUCUGAUGAACCACCUGAAGGAAUAUCACAUCAAGCAUGAAAUCCUCAACUUCCUCACUUAUGCUGAUGAGUACGCCAUCGGCUACUUCAAGAAACAGGGUUUCUCAAAGGACAUCAAAGUUCCCAAGGCCAAGUAUGUGGGCUACAUCAAGGACUACGAGGGAGCCACCCUCAUGGGCUGUGAACUCAACCCCAGCAUCCCCUACACGGAGUUCUCCGUUAUCAUCAAGAAGCAGAAGGAGAUCAUUAAGAAACUGAUUGAGAGGAAACAGGCUCAGAUCAGAAAAGUCUAUCCCGGACUUUCCUGUUUUAAGGAAGGAGUUCGGCAGAUUCCAAUAGAAAGCAUUCCGGGCAUACGUGAAACUGGCUGGAAACCAGUGGGCAAAGGGCAAACAUCACUUCCUCCAAGUAUUGUAUUAUGGAAGGAAGUGAAGGACCCUGAUCAGCUGUACAGCACUCUGAAGACCAUCCUUCAACAUGUGAAGAGUCACCCGAACGCCUGGCCGUUCAUGGAACCUGUGAAGAAAACAGAGGCACCUGGGUACUAUCAAGUGAUCCGCUUUCCCAUGGAUCUGAAGACAAUGAGCGAGCGCCUGAAGAGCAGGUACUACACCACGCGGAAGCUGUUCAUGGCCGACAUGCAGCGCAUCUUCACCAACUGUCGAGAGUACAACCCUCCGGAGAGCGAGUACUACAAGUGCGCCAACCUACUGGAGAAGUUCUUCUACACCAAGAUUAAAGAGGCAGGCCUCAUCGAGAAGUAGAACAGAGGAGGAAGGAGGAGGACUUUCUCUUCACCUCCACAAAGAAUGACACAAGGCCUCUGUGGUCCAGGAUCUAAGUGAUGCAGAUGACAGCCGUGUGUGAAGACAAGCCAGGAGCGGGACUACUGACUCCGGAGCUGUCGGGUUUCAGAGACAUAUUUUGAUGUAAAAGGUGCACACUGGUCUCAGAUCAGCACUCUUUAAUGUUUGAUGCAUGCAGGCAAAGAUCCUGAAUCGGUAGCUUAGACUGAUAUUUACACUGAAAGAUAGGCCGCGAGGGACGGCCUCACUGACGACCUGUGAGACUGUCGCUGCCAUGAAACAUAACAAGAAAACGUGUGUCUUCAUAUUUCAUCACAUAUCCCAGGGUCCCGGGUGGAGGGAGGAGGGAGGAAGGUGUGAGAGGAAGACAUACUGAGCGGAGCAGGGAGCUUCUGUUUGUGUGUGAAGACUUUGAGAGGCAACACGCAGUGACGGCUGAUUGGAGAUUCCCCGCUCACCUUUCUAACUUUGUCUCUCUCCAUCUCUUUCUUUUCUUUCAUCCCUUCAUCUCCCUGCCUCCUCCUCCUCCUCCUCCUCCUCUCAGUGGACUCAGGUAGAUAUGUCACAUCUACUGUGUGUUACACCAUUACGCACAAGUGUUACCUUCGAGGGAUGCGACUGGGAGAUCAGAUUUUCCUGUCUGUGGAAUCGUGCGCGCCAUAAAUGAGGUCAAAGUUUGACUGUGAUGAGUUCAUCCUGCCAAAAGAGGAAUACAUACUUUAAAUUUGUACAGAUUUUAAUUAUUUUAAAGCACUUAUUCCCAUUGUAUAUUUUAAAUGUGUAUAUAACAUAUAUUUUCUGUUUCAAGAACUAAAACUAAAUACUCUUUUUUGUAUAAGCCACCUAGGGCAGUGUGACUAUCGAAAUGCACUUUUAUUUUUCCAAGUAUUAGUAAACAUAAAAAUAAUCCUCUUCUCUUCAAAAAAUUUGUUUGGCAUAUAAAUUACCGCUGACUAAGGACUAAUUUAAUUAUCUAGAGUUUAUUCUUAUUUAUGUGCUGUAAUUUAAAAAGGAAAUGCUUUAGACAAGGUUAAUUUAUUCUCUCUUUAUUUUUGCCCUGCAGAUGGAGAUUGAUAACUUUAUACUUUGGAGAUAAAUGAGAAGAUUGUGCAAUACUAUGUAGUUUUGCUGUUUUGUAAAAAGGUGUUUGUACUUUUCAAACUUUAGGAAAAUACGUUUUGUAUUAUGUCUGGAUAAAAAAAUACUUCAUGCUCUUUGUACAACUGGUUUUAAUGACAUAGUAUUAGCCUAUUUUAUAGACUGAAUAAAAGAGGUGAGGCUAA